AUGGCGACGGUUCUGUCCGCCCUGGCUGCCAGGCUCUCCCAGUCAGCCGCGGCCAGGUCCUACGGGGUGUUCUGCAAGGGCCUGACUAGGACCCUGCUCAUCUUCUUCGACCUGGCCUGGAAGCUCCGCAUCAACUUCCCCUACCUCUACAUUGUCGCCUCCAUGAUGCUUAAUGUGCGGCUGCAGGUCCAUAUUGAGAUCCACUGACUUGUGACCUGGUGUGCUGCUUGCCCUGUGUGCUGCAACUAGAGUCAAUCACACUCUUCAAAUUCAGCCUGCCGUGAAACAGGAAAACUAUGCUUGUGUUCUCUAGGACUACGAAGAAAGCAGUAUGUGACUGUGGCCCAGAUCAUCACAAGGCAGCAGCUCACCUGACACACAUGCAUUCCGUGUUGAACAAUUCUCAAAAUCCUAGUAGCAGUUUACAAGAACUAUUUUAUUUUAACACCAGGAACUGUUCUCUCUUUAAUACUAUACCUCUGCCUUCUACUGGCAAGGAAAUGCCUCUGAGUUUGAGUGAAUCAGCAGGGAGGAACUCAAGUGCAGCUGCUCUGUGGAAGGAUUCAUUUCAUCUGCACUUUUCUUCUGAAUUGAAUUCCUGCUCUGAAUCCAACAGAAGGAAAG
Indicator indicator is the source of this 624-nucleotide messenger RNA. RefSeq names its product small integral membrane protein 10-like protein 2A (gene SMIM10L3). The record is from RefSeq and is a predicted model, not a curated record. Lineage: Eukaryota; Metazoa; Chordata; Aves; Piciformes; Indicatoridae. The transcript is spliced from 3 exons. Bases 1 to 207 code for a protein of 68 amino acids.